AUGGUCCCCGUAAUCUAUCACGGCUCAUGUCUCUGCGACUCAAUAACGUUUGACAUUGAAGGUGAGCCUGAAAAAGUAUUCAGUUGUUACUGUCUCGACUGCGCAAAGAAUUCUGGUGGACCAUAUCAACUUGUCGCCAAAUACGACGUGAGCAAGAUUACUGUCAAAGAUCCCCAGAAUGCUCAGGCCGUUUGGAUCAUUAGCCAAACACAAAGUGGCUUCGAAAAGCAUAAAGUCUUCUGCCGCCAAUGUGGUUGUACCCUGUGGACUAUACCAAUGCAUCAUCAAGGUUUGAAGAUAAUGGUACGAACCUCGUUGGUCAAUGGAGGGCUUGAACAGUGGCAACCUCAAGCGGCAUUGUUUGCGGACUGUCAACCGAGUUGGAUGAAACAUACCUUGGAUGGGAAAUUAAGAUAA
This is a messenger RNA of Trichoderma breve, 417 nucleotides long. RefSeq names its product glutathione-dependent formaldehyde-activating enzyme domain-containing protein. Bases 1 to 417 code for a protein of 138 amino acids. The transcript is spliced from 3 exons. Gene Ontology annotation, molecular function: carbon-sulfur lyase activity. The record is from RefSeq and is a predicted model, not a curated record. Lineage: Eukaryota; Fungi; Ascomycota; Sordariomycetes; Hypocreales; Hypocreaceae.